GCUGGAUGAAUGUUAGGUUAAAAAUCGUUUCGCGGUUAAGUUACAACCGAUACAAAAUUCAAAUCACGCUUACCUCCCAAGUUUUCUGAAAAUUUCCUCUACAAUCCUUUGGGAAACUAAAGUUAUACACCCGUUGCAUCACAUUCAAUUAAAUAAUGGCUCCUACAACCAGAUCUAGCUCCAAACCUAAAAGUGAAACGGUAAUUGAGAAAAAAUCACCUAAAACUGUCAAAAAAGCGUCCAAGACCAAAAAGCCCGCCGAUAAAAAGCCAGUAAAAGAGGAUAUUACUCCGAAAGAAGUUGAUGUUGAAAUGGAAAAUGGUACCGAACCAGAGGUAACUGAAGAGGAAUCCAAAAUAACUGCUGAUUCCAUCUACGAAUUUACAGUAAAAGAUAUUGACGGUAACGAGAUAUCUUUAGAAAAAUACAGAGGCAAUGUAUGCAUAAUUGUCAAUGUUGCUUCAAGAUGUGGUCACACUAAAAGUAACUAUGAACAAUUUGUCGAAUUGCAUGAUAAAUAUGCUGAAUCGAAAGGAUUGAGAAUACUUGCUUUUCCCUGCAAUCAGUUCGGUUCACAGGAAUCAGGCACUUGUGAGAAAAUUAAGGCAUUUGCUGAUAAUAAAGGAGUUAAAUUCGAUAUGUUCGAUAAAAUAAAUGUGAAUGGAAAGAAUGCUAGCCCUCUAUGGCAGUUUCUUAAAGAAAAACUAUCAGAAGUGACUUCAGGCAAAGCGACUGGUAAAGACAUCAAAUGGAAUUUCACAAAGUUCAUCGUUAACAAGGAUGGAGUACCGGUGGAACGUUAUGCCUCAUCCACCAAACCUUUAACGUUGGUCGAGUCAUUGGAGAAGUUAUGGUAGACUUUCGAUUCAACUUAAACUCGUUAAUACUUUUUGUUUGUUUUGAAAGAAAUUUUUGUUUUAUGUUCUGAACCUGAUGCCUUUUUUAAUGUUUAAUGUUCAAAAUAUUCAUGUGUUAGGUCUUUAACUAAUUUAACUUCUGUUUUGUAUUGAAGUACAAAUAAAGUAUUUAAGUAA
Harmonia axyridis is the source of this 1034-nucleotide messenger RNA. Its product is annotated as probable phospholipid hydroperoxide glutathione peroxidase. Lineage: Eukaryota; Metazoa; Arthropoda; Insecta; Coleoptera; Coccinellidae. Gene Ontology annotation, biological process: response to oxidative stress. Gene Ontology annotation, molecular function: glutathione peroxidase activity. The coding region runs from base 156 to 857 and encodes 233 amino acids. The record is from RefSeq and is a predicted model, not a curated record. The transcript has a single exon.